This is a messenger RNA of Plectropomus leopardus (leopard coralgrouper), 1460 nucleotides long. RefSeq names its product nodal homolog 2-A-like. Lineage: Eukaryota; Metazoa; Chordata; Actinopteri; Perciformes; Serranidae. Gene Ontology annotation, molecular function: growth factor activity; cytokine activity. The record is from RefSeq and is a predicted model, not a curated record. Gene Ontology annotation, cellular component: extracellular region.
GCAUUUGGGAAUCUACCUGUGGAAGAGACAACACCUGCAGCUGGGAAUAAUGAAGGGACUAGCAGUGGAUUUCUCUUUUGCGCUUCUUCUUAUGGUGGAUUUGGUUCUGGGGCAGCCCUUUCCUGGGAUGCACCCUGACACGCUUCUCCGUGGGAUAAGCGCCGGCUCCAGACGCACCGUGCACGGGCAGCAGAGCGGCAGGUUGCCCCUCUACAUGAUGCAGCUCUAUCGGACCAUGCUGACCGAGGAUCGGGCCAGGACUCCGGCUGCCAGCGUGAGGCACACCAGGACAGAGGACAGCCCCGGUCUGCACGCCUCGGACUCUGUGAUCAGCCUCGUCGCUAAGAGCUGCUCGCAAAUUGGAAAGAAAUGGUCUGUCACCUUUGACAUGUCCUCCAUGUCCUCAAGUGACAACAUCCAACUGGCUGAACUUCGCAUCCGCCUGCCGGCUUUCACAGAGUCCUCCCAAGCUUCAGUGGACAUCUACCACUCCGACAGGGGCGGAUGCUCUGGCCUGCACUGCCCAGAGAACAGGCUGCUCCUGGGCCACCUGAAAGCUCAUCCCAGCUCGAUGGUCUCCCCGUCCUCCUGGAGGGUGUUCAACAUGACGGAGAUGCUCAGUGGCUGGUUGCAUCGGGACUCCGCACAGACAACGGAGGAUGAGGUGAAGGAACAAGAAGAGCAGAAGGGAGUCCAGCACCCUACAGCCGACCGGGUCAUGAUGGUGGUCUUCUCAAAGCAGAACUCAAACAGCGAGCGAAUGCCAACACUCAUCCACACAGCAGAGCAGAGCAAGUACGUCAGCCUAGACUGGGAGCGAGGGAUGGAUGUUUUUGGUUCCAGACCGAGGAGCCGCAGGUCCAAGAGGCAUCAGCACCACAGCCAGCAGCAGAGACAGAGAGUGGCUGGAGCUGCUCCUGCCAGCAAACCCGCCGGCGAGGAGAAGAAGGGUCCUCUCUGCAGGAGGGUGGACAUGUGGGUGGAUUUUAAGAAGCUUGGCUGGAGCGAGUGGAUUGUUUAUCCCAAGCAGUACAACGCCUAUCGCUGUGAAGGGAACUGUCCUACACCAGUAGAUGAGACCUUCGCCCCAACCAACCACGCAUACAUGCAGAGUCUUCUGAAACUUCACCACCCAGAGAAGGUGCCGUGUCUGUCCUGUGUGCCGACACGCCUGGCUCCGCUCUCCAUGCUGUACUUUGAGAAUGGGAAGAUGGUCAUGAGGCAUCACGAGAACAUGGUGGUGGAGGACUGCGGCUGCCGCUGAGCAAAAGACCUGAAAACCUGGUUAAAGGCCAGAGAGACUGGAGCCACUGCUGAGCCGUAGGCCUCCAAGAGUCUACAGCCAGCACUGUUCAGAGGCACAGAGUGGAUGGACGUCCACAGGCACUUUUAAGAGAUGUCUAGUUUGACACUGGGACAGAGGCGGCUACUGCUAUGCAGAACAUGAAAAAAUGAACUAU